CAUGGAGCUCAUAUCCUCCAUGAUGCAAAAAAUUGCUCUGUUGGAACAAAAAGUAAAGAAACAAGCAGAGGAAAUCCAACUGAAGGACAGGAAGAUUGCUGAACUUAAGGGUAAGAUGAAGACGCUUCAGAAAGUGGAAGAUGCUCCUGACUUACCCAGAGCGGAGGAUCUGGAAAUGAGGUGCCUUCAGCUACAGACCCAGGUCUGGGAGAUGGAGCGGUUUCUAAAUGACUAUGGUCUGAUUUGGGUUGGAGAGAGUCAUGAACAACAAUUAGAAGCAUUCAAGGAUGAAGAACUGCCCGCAAGGAUGCUCUGGAAACCAGGUGAAACAAGUGCUUCAAAAUUCCAAAUUGAUUUUGACUUAAUUUUGGAAAACGUGAAGGAUUUGAAUGCACUGGCUGGGGAAGGCCUUUCUGAAAUAGAGCACACGCCGCGGGGUGCUCGGUUGAGACAGCCACAAUCCCUCCCUCUCACGCUGUAUCAAGAUGGGAUUGUCAUGGGCAAGGGACCCUUUCGGCCCUAUGAAGAACCGUCCACACAGCAAUACCUGCAGGAUAUCAUGGAUGGCUAUUUCCCUUCAGAGCUACAGCCACACUACCCCAACGGCAUUCCUUUACAGGUCACGGACAAGAGGGAUGUGGUAUUCCGGGAGAAACGCCUUCCAGGGAGCUUUCCUGGCCCUGGUCAAGUGGUUGGCCAUUCAAAAUCAAAUGAGCUAGAGGAAACCACUGAGAUCGCAGGUCCCAAGCUCUCACUGGAGCAGUUUCUGAACAAACUGCCCAAGUCCUUGAUCCGCGGAGGACAAGUGAUCGACGUCCGGGACUCGAUCAGAGCAAGGCUGCAGGGCUCUGAUGGGGCGCAGGGAGGAGAAGUGAUUCAACUGGAGACCCCUCAACUGGCUGCCCUGAAGAGGGUAAAGGCAGCUGAAGAGGCUGAGCCUCCUGCCGCGGGUGUCUGCACUCUGCGGAUCAAAUCUGAGAGCGGGGAGCAGACGUACAUUGUAAAGAUGCUCUUCACAGAAACCAUAGGGGACUUGCGCCAACACCUCACCCGUGCCAGGGGUGGAGACUCCGAGUCAUACGAGAUCAUCAGUACCUUUCCCCAGAGAGUGUACGUGGACAACACCCAGAGCCUGCAGGACUGCGGCCUCACCCCCAACGCCUCCCUGCUGCUGCGGGAAAAGGCCCCUUCCAAAAAGGGGGGACGGGGCUGCAAACAGCUCAGCAGCUUCUAG
Nothoprocta perdicaria is the source of this 1234-nucleotide messenger RNA. RefSeq names its product UBX domain protein 11 (gene UBXN11). Gene Ontology annotation, biological process: proteasome-mediated ubiquitin-dependent protein catabolic process. The record is from RefSeq and is a predicted model, not a curated record. The transcript is spliced from 11 exons. Bases 2 to 1234 code for a protein of 410 amino acids. Gene Ontology annotation, molecular function: ubiquitin binding. Lineage: Eukaryota; Metazoa; Chordata; Aves; Tinamiformes; Tinamidae.